UUCCAAUAUAACUUCCCCUCGGUUUCUCUAUAAAUGUCACUAAAUGCUCUAUUACUGAGGAAAUAUAUCCCUUAUUUUCAAAGCCCAAUAUUGAAAAAUAAUUUGACUUGCUACACGAUCUAUGCCAGGUCUCUGGGCUAUGGUGAUUUCAAUGGUUAGAUUGAUUUGUUUAGAUCCAGUGAAAAUGCUGCCUUGACAACGCUACGUCAUGGCUUCGGUGUUCCAAAAAGCCUCUGUCAGAAGUCUGUCACUUUUACAGUCUGUGAUAAAACACUUUGUGUACAUGUUGUACACGUUAUGGAUAUUAGAAAGUUUUUCAAAAGACCACCCAGCUCCGUUCAAGCAACAGCAUGGCCCAGUGAACUGACGGAUGGUGUUGUUUCAGAGAGAGGAGACAGAGAGAGGAGGCUGCAGGUCACAGUAAGACACUCAGUGCAGAGUCUGCAGCACGUAGCUGUGGAACCAUGGAUAGAGCGGAAAUGACCAGAGAAUGGCUCAAUAAGCCUGACACAGAAGAUAAUGCUGAUGUUGAUGGAGGAGAGAGGAGACAGAGAGAGGAGGCUGCAGGUCACAGUAAGACACUCAGUGCAGAGUCUGCAGCACGUAGCUGUGGAACCAUGGAUAGAGCGGAAAUGACCAGAGAAUGGCUCAAUAAGCCUGACACAGAAGAUAAUGCUGAUGUUGAUGGAGGAGAGAGGAGACAGAGAGAGGAGGCUGCAGGUCACAGUAAGACACUCAGUGCAGAGUCUGCAGCACGUAGCUGUGGAACCAUGGAUAGAGCGGAAAUGACCAGAGAAUGGCUCAAUAAGCCUGACACAGAAGAUAAUGCUGAUGUUGAUGGAGGAUCAGAGACACACAGACCCCCAUCUCCAGUGCCCAGCUGUUUGUCUAUGAGGAGUGAAGCGUCCAUUCCUGCUCCUCCCUUAUUCAGCAGUGGACCACCCAAAUCAGAGACACACAGACCCCCAUCUCCAGUGCCCAGCUGUUUGUCUAUGAGGAGUGAAGCGUCCAUUCCUGCUCCUCCCUUAUUCAGCAGUGGACCACCCAAAUCAGAGACACACAGACCCCCAUCUCCAGUGCCCAGCUGUUUGUCUAUGAGGCGUGAAGCGUCCAUUCCUGCUCCUCCCUUCUUCAGCAGUGGACCACCCAAUGAUCAGGAGAAUAUCGCAUGUAAUAAUUGCCAACGGAAUCCUGCAAAAUAUUGUAAGACAUGUAAAGCCUCCUACUGUAUGACUCACCUGAUGGGACACAUCAACACAACAAAAGUACAUGAACUAGUUCCAGUACCAAAAGCGUCACCAGUGGAAGUCAGUUCACUUCAUUGGAGCAGAUCAGGUAUUGCAUGGGUGGUGCCAGUUAUUCUUGGUAUCCUGGUCUCACUGAUAUACAUCAGAUUCAGCCAAUUCUCCCACCCUGAAGGUCCUGCCGGACUUCCUCAGCUGAGAGUGAUGUUGGUGGGGAAGACUGGAUCAGGAAAGAGUGCAUCAGGAAACACCAUCCUGGGCAGAGAGGCAUUUAAGGCUGAAGCAUCUGCUUUACCUGUGACCAAAUACUGUGAGAGUAAAGGUGGAAUUGUGGAAGGAAAUAAAAUAACUGUAAUUGACACACCAGGAAUCACAUCAAGGAAUGAUUCAUGGCUGUCAGAAAAGGAAAAUAUAGCUCUAGGAUCCCAUGUUUUCUUAUUUGUGAUUCAACUGGGUCGAUUCACGGAAGAAGACAGCAAUGAAGUGAAGGGGAUCCAGACUCAUUUUGGUGAAGUGGCUCUGAAGUUCACCAUUGUUUUGUUUACUGGAGGAGACCAGCUGAAAGGGAAAUUAGUUGAGGAUUUUCUGCAGGAGAGCUCUGGACUGCAGACUCUCGUGAACAGUGCUGGUGGUGGAUAUCAUGUCUUUAAUAAUAUAAAUCCAAAAGGGCACCAACAGGUGAAGGAACUGCUGCAGAAGAUAGAGGUGUUACUGAGGAAGAACAUGGGCUUCUCCUACUCCCAUGGCCUGCAUGAACAGAUGAAAAUAACUUUGAAGAAGGAGGAAGAGAAGAGACAAGAAUUCUUAGAAAGGAUAGGAAAGGGAAAACAUCUAGAAUUAAUCAAAAAUAUGGAUAAAAGGUUAGAGCGUAAGUUUAAGGAGCAGAUGAAACGUACAAUGACUAUCAGGUUUGCAAACGCAACAGCUAUUUUGAAUGAAUUAAGGGAGAACAUCAAGGCUACAACAGAGCAGAAUUGGAAUUAUCUGACUACAUUGAUACACGGGUUGGUGAGUGGAAGUACUGCAGUUAUUCUUGUAGUAAUCACAAAAUAUGAAAAUAAGAUUGUUCAUUUUCUGCUUAUAUUGUUUUCGUGUGUGCUUUUUGUGACUGGAAUUGUACAAAAUUAUGUGACAUUCCUGAUUGCCUAUCUGACUGUGCUGAUUGUAGGUGUGGUAACUGCUCAAGUUGAAUUUGCAAUUGACAAAUUAGAGAUUAAAAUAAGAGGCUGGCUAAGAAUUGUGCCCGAAAUGAAAGGAGAAAACUCAGACAGUCUAAAGAGCAAGAGCGACACUUGAAAAAUUUUACAUCCAGAAUAUUGUAAAUUUGCUCACUUUGCCAGAGAUGUACCACAACUGAUGAGACAAAAACCUUUGUUCUAACAUUUCAUAUUAUACUUCUUUUUCCAACAAGUCAAAAUAGACCUAUGGAAUGUACAAAAAAUGUCCCUGAAGCUGUUUGCGCAAAAUUCCUCUCAGAUUGCACAUUAUCAUCAGCUCCAUUCUUGCCAGUUUCAGUCCCUUUCAGAAUAGGCCAUUUCUGGGGACUGUUGCUUUAAAUGCAAAUUUGCUCUUGUUGGCCACGGCCCACUCUAGAACUGAUUCCAUGCUUACAUCAAUGGGCAGCAUGUCGAAAGCCAGGAGGGAAUAUGAGUCGGUGACUCGUCGAUAGAGGAUUCUCCACCAGAAAGCCUUAGACUGCCAGUGAUAGAAAGUGAUAGCAAUUUGUUACGCAGGAAUAAUAAAGAAUGUGUGACCAACGUCAUUGUCGGUUUUGUUUGAGUUUUCAUGGUAAAGUAGCCUAAUAGUCAAGUUAUUGGAGUUUAGCCGAAACAUCUGCUACAAUAGUCAUGGAGGAAUCAAUUCAGACACUGCUGUAUGCAUGAUGUAACAUGGCCUAACAUUGUUAAAUGACAGAUGCAGGGAUAUCCUUUACCAACCCCACUCCCAGUCGUGUCAUAUUGCUUAAAUAUGCCAACAAGAAGUUUCUGUUGGGGAGUUUCUGUUUGUAUACUUGAAAUAUGGAUUAUAUCAAGUGCGUAAAAGACGUUUGGAUAUUUUGUGUAGCUACACAAAAUACUGUUGAUAGGCUCUUUCACAUGGUGCUACCAAUAUGACCAAUAUGAAGGAUCUUCAACAGGAAGCGCCUAACCUAGUGGGUGGGAAUUUUCAGAUGGGGGUGGGUAGUCAGCACUCUAUAUGGCUCUGGGGGUAGUAAUAUUCAAAUUUCCCCAACUGUGACGUAACAAUAAGGGAGAAAUCUGACUUAGCUCACAGAAGCGCAUGGUUUCUGACAUCAACGUUUCUCAACUAACCCACAAAAACUCAAUGCACGGUUUUGUUUCAAACUUGGAGUGUUGGAAGUACAAAAGCACAGAAAAAGUGAGUUUUGCAUAAUUUGGCUCCUUUAAAGAACAUUAUGCCCUAUAUGUGUAUUUUCAUUCACAUUGAAUUCUAGAAAAUUGCAUCUCACUAUUUCUUAAUAGAUUAAUCAAAUGGUUUUAUUUGAUGAUAAAUGCUUUUGCAUGUGACACUUUGACCAACUUAUGCACUUUGCAUAAACUUUGACAGACUGCAUCUCUUGAAUAUAGUUUUCAUUCUGUUUCAGCCUUCACUGUUUCAUAACACUUUCAAUUCAUCAUUGAUACUUUCAUUGAUAUAUCAUCUACUGUCAGCCAUUGAGCCAGUUGUUUGAGCGAUUUCUGUUCUGUAUAUAGUUGUUGUUUACUGUUCUCCAUUGGGCUGGGAUAUGUUCUGCAUGUCCAAUGAUGAUAAGAAUGUUGGUCAUAAUAUGUCUACCUGUCCAGAUAACCCCCUUUCCAGGUUCACUGUCUAAUUUAUACUGUAUUCACUGUCUAAUUUCACUGCUUCCUGUCAAUACGGUGA
Messenger RNA from Alosa sapidissima (American shad), 4127 nucleotides. RefSeq names its product Fc receptor-like A. Gene Ontology annotation, biological process: cell surface receptor signaling pathway. The transcript has 10 exons. The record is from RefSeq and is a predicted model, not a curated record. Lineage: Eukaryota; Metazoa; Chordata; Actinopteri; Clupeiformes; Clupeidae. The coding region runs from base 465 to 2540 and encodes 691 amino acids. Gene Ontology annotation, molecular function: transmembrane signaling receptor activity; GTP binding.